Molecule: messenger RNA, 2531 nt
Organism: Rhododendron vialii
Lineage: Eukaryota; Viridiplantae; Streptophyta; Magnoliopsida; Ericales; Ericaceae
Product: BTB/POZ domain and ankyrin repeat-containing protein NPR1
Exons: 4
Coding region: 173-1927 (584 amino acids)
Biological process (GO): defense response to bacterium; regulation of jasmonic acid mediated signaling pathway; regulation of salicylic acid mediated signaling pathway
Cellular component (GO): cytoplasm; nucleus
Molecular function (GO): protein binding
Source: RefSeq, a predicted model, not a curated record
ACCUUCUUCAAUCCCUCCUCCAAAACCCCUCUCUCUCUCUCUCUCUCUCUCUCUCCUCUCCAACUCCAUGUCACCUCCUCUCUCUCCCCCUAACUUCCUCCAAACCCAUCCCCUCUCCCCUUCCUCUUUCUUUCUCUAAAACCCUCUCUCUCUUUCUCCCCUCCCCACCCCAAUGGACACCGUUCUCACCCCGUUCUCCGAUUCAAACGACAUGGUCACCUCCGGCAGCAGCAGCAUAUCCUACGCCGCCCACACCGAAUCCCUCCCCUCCUCCGAACCCGAAAUCGUAGCCCUAAGGCACCUCUCCCGAAACCUCGACUCCAUCCUCACCUCAGACUCCCCCUCCUUCUCCGACGCCAAAAUCGCCGUCGCCGGCGGCCGCGAAAUCCAAAUCCACCGAUGCAUCCUAUCGGCGCGGAGCCCGUUCUUCAAGAACAUAUUCUCCGGCAAGGAGCGAGGGGUGAAAUUGGAACUCAAGGAUUUGGCCAAGGACUUCGAGGUGAGCUUCGACGCUUUGGUUACCGUCCUGGUGUACUUGUACAGCGGGAAAGUGAGGUCGGCGCGGCCGGAAGGUGUUUGCGUUUGCGUCGAUGAUGAGUGCGACCACGUGGCGUGCCGGCCCGCUGUGGAUUUCUUGGUGGAGGUGCUGUACGCUUCUUUUGUAUUCGAGGUUACUGAAUUGGUUGCUCUUUAUCAGAGGCACCUGUUGGAUAUUCUCGACAAGAUUGCUGCAGAUGACAUUUUGGUGGUUCUUUCUCUGGCAAAUAUUUGUGGUAAAGAAUGUGACGGACUGCUUACCAGAUGCAUUGAGAAUAUAGUCAGGUCUGAUGUCGAUAUCAUAACUCUUGAUAGAACCUUGCCCGACCAUAUUGUCAAACGAAUUGUUGAUUCCCGCAAGGAACUUGGCUUCCAUGGUCCUGAAAGCAGCGGUUUCCCUGAUAAGCAUGUGAAAAGAAUACACAGGGCUCUGGAUUCUGAUGAUGUAGAAUUAGUCAGAAUGCUUCUAAAAGAAGGGCAUACUAGUAUAGAUGAUGCAUAUGCCCUCCACUAUGCUGUUGCAUAUUGUGAUGCAAAGACCACAACGGAAAUUCUUGACCUUGCAAUCGCUGAUGUUAACCACAGAAACUUAAGGGGUUACACUGUGCUUCACAUCGCUGCUAUACGAAAAGAGCCUAAGAUUAUAGUGUCUCUUCUAACAAAGGGAGCCGAACCAGCUGCUCUCACAUCAGAUGGUAGAAAAGCACUUAAGAUUGCAAAGAGGCUCACAAGGGCUGCAGAUUACUACAAGUCUACUGACCAAGGAAAAGCAUCUCCCAAGGAUCGGCUGUGCAUAGAGAUAUUGGAGCAAGCUGAAAGAAGAGAUCCAUUGUUAGGAGAAGCUUCUGCUUCUCUUGCUAAGGCAGGCGAUGAUCUACGAAUGAAGUUGUUGUACCUUGAAAAUAGAGUUGGAUUAGCGAAACUUCUCUUUCCCAUGGAAGCAAAAGUGGCAAUGGAUAUUGCUCAAGUGGAUGGCACUUCUGAGUUUACACUGGCCAGUAUCAACUCUAAGAAUAUGGUUGGUGCCCAGAGGAUAACCAUGGACUUGAAUGAUGCACCUUUCAAGAUCAAAGAUGAACAUCUCAAUAGGAUAAGGGCACUCUCCAAAACUGUGGAACUAGGGAAACGCUUCUUCCCUCGUUGUUCAGAAGUACUCAACAAGAUGAUGGAUGACGAUGACUGGUCAGAACUGGCAUACAUACAGAACGAAACUCAAGAGGAGCGUCAACUGAAGAAGCGACGAUACAUGGAACUCCAAGAUGUUAUUACCAAGGCAUUCCACGAAGACAAAGAGGAGUUCAGUAAGUGUAUCAACAUACAGUCUUCAUCGUCAUCGACAUCCAUAGGAGGAGUUGGGAGGCCAAAUGGUAAACUCACUCUCAAGAAAUAGAUGCUGAUGGUUGAUUUAGAUGCAUUUCUGCAUCUUGUCCAUUGUACCAUAAUUUUAACGUUCACCUCAAUUUUCAUCUUUUGUUGUAUUUAGAAAAUGAUUGUGGGGAUUUGUUUUUCCCUUUUUCUUUAUUCUUUUGAGGGAUAUUGGGAUUUAGUCACUUCUAUAGUGAUACUUGUAUAUGAACUGUGCUACACACACAGCAAUGCACAGAUUUCGUUGUGGGGCCCACCACGGGUCCCACACAAAUCAUCCAAGCCGUUCAUUAAAUGUAAAACAUUUUUUCAAAGGUCCCCGUAAAAAAUAAGCUCAAUUCAAUACCUAUAGAUGCUUCAUCCAACCAUCUAACUUUUCAUUCAGAUUUUCGGAUAAUGAAAAGUUAUACGAUUGGAUCGAAUAUCUAUAGGUAUCGGAUUGAGAUUAUUUUUUACGGAAACUCUUGAAAAAAUAUUUUACAUUUAAUGAACGGCUCGGAUGAUUUGUGUGGGACCCGUGGUGAGCCGCACAACAAAAUCUGUGCACAAUCUGUACACAGAUUGUAUGUGUGUAGACUUUCUGCUUGUAUAUAUUGGUGUGUCCGUAAUACACCUACAAACAAAAGGGU